AUGGCGGCGGCGGUCGUGGCCGAGCAGCCCGUGAUCAUGCCGGAGGCACCCGCGGCCGCGAAGUUGUUGGAGAGGUUGGACGAGGUGGCAGCGCAGGGGGGCGGCGUGGCAGAGCCCGCGGGCGCGCAGCCGAAGCAGAGCCCAGCGGGCCACGGGCAGGAGACCGCUGGCGCCAAGUGCCCGCAGUGCCCGGCGGGCCACGGGCUCGUCUGCACCGUGGGGGACGCCGGCAGCUGCGACGCGUGCGGCGGCAUUGUGCGCCAGGGGCAGCUGGUCUUCGAGUGCAGGGCCUGCAACUACUACGUCUGCCAGACCUGCCAGCCCAUCGAGCAGUGCAAGAAGGGCCACGAUUUGCAGACCGCCACGGCCGUCGCGGGGAAAUGCGACGGCUGCAGCAGGACCCUGAAGACUGGCGAGGUGGUCAUGGACUGCCGGGAGUGUAAUUACUACUUGUGUCGAGUGUGCCACCCAGUGACCAAGUGCCCCACGGGCCACACGCUGGGGAAGUGGGCUUCACAGGCUCCCGGCAUCUGCGACUCCUGCUCCAAGGCCGUGCCGAAGGGCAGCAUGGUCAUGGACUGCAGGCGCUGCAACUGGUUCGUCUGCGAAGCCUGCCACCCGACGAGCAAGGUCUCCGCGCAGUUCCGCGUGCCGGAGGUGGCGGGGGUGCUCCCGCGGUGCAGCGCGGGCCACACGAUGCAGCCUUUGGGCGCCAAGGCCGGCAGCUGCAACGGCUGCGGCAAGCUGGUCAAGGAGAAGGAGCUGGUCAUGAGCUGCGCGGCCUGCAACUGGUACCUCUGCGGGACGUGCAGCCCUGUCGUGCACUGCCCCGAGGGGCACGACCUCGAGGCCGAGAUGGCGAUGGCGGGCAGGUGCGACGGCUGCGCGAGGAAGGUCCAGGAGAACGAGAGCGUGAUGCAGUGCCGCAAGUGCAACUGGUACAUCUGCAGCACGUGCCACAUCCGGCACUGA
Messenger RNA from Prorocentrum cordatum, 972 nucleotides. Lineage: Eukaryota; Dinophyceae; Prorocentrales; Prorocentraceae. The record is from the annotation of a GenBank genome assembly.